Protopolystoma xenopodis is the source of this 528-nucleotide messenger RNA. NCBI's taxonomy places the organism in Eukaryota, Metazoa, Platyhelminthes, Monogenea, Polystomatidea, Polystomatidae. The record is from the annotation of a GenBank genome assembly.
UUGGCCCAGUUAAAGCUGCUAACUUUCCGCCGGGCUAUGGCUGUUGCCGGUUGCCCUAGGAACGGACACGAGAUGAAUGGACUUUGCAAUUUCCUCAACUUGCACGAUGUGAUCUUGAUAAGACUCCUGUCGCCAGUGGGCUUCAUUUGCUGGGCGGGUGGAGGAGAAGGCAGAUGUGAGGAGAAGAUACACUUGGCAGCAGUCUCGACCGGUCAACAGAGCAAGUGGCCAGCAGGCCCCGGGGCUGCAGUCUCCUCGUCUGCAAAGUCUGCUUACUCCCCGGCCGGGGAGACGAGGUCGAAUUGGCAAGUCUUGCGAAUCCUCCCUGACGCAAUAAACUGUGCUGCCAUGACUAUCGGGAAUUCUCCUACGGCCUUUACAGCCGCUCGGCGUGUCAUGGAUACUCUGAUCAAUAGCCCAUACGUACACUUUACGAGUAGUAUGGGCAUGGGGUUGAAGGCGAUUGUCGCGAUCGGCUUGCCUAAAAGUCUACCGAAGAAGACUAUGCAUAGCGAGCACUAUGGAUAA